GAGAAGCUGUGGAAGCACUUCGACCAGGAAAUCUCAGAUUGUUGAUAGGGCGACAGUUUAGCUGGUGACCGUCGGGGAGCGGAGAAGUUGUUUUUAGUAUAAAAAGGUUUUAGUUUUCAUUUGUGCGCCAUGGCAUCUCUAUUCAAGAAGAAGACAGUUGAUGAUAUUAUAAAGGAACAGACUAAGGAGCUUCGUGGUACUCAGAGACAGAUCACUAGAGACAGAGCUGCUCUGGAGAAACAAGAGAAACAAAUGGAGAUGGAGAUAAAGAAGAUGGCUAAGUCUGGGAACCGGGAAGCCUGUAAGAUCCUGGCCAAGCAGCUGGUGCAGCUGAGGAAGCAGAAGAACAGGACCUACGCCGUCAGUUCAAAGGUCACCUCCAUGUCUACACAGACCAAGGUCAUGAACUCCCAGAUGAAGAUGGCUGGAGCCAUGUCUGCUACGGCUAAGACGAUGCAGACUGUGAACAAGAAGAUGGAUCCUCAGAAGACCCUCCAGACCAUGCAGGACUUCCAGAAGGAGAACAUGAAGAUGGGCAUGACAGAGGACAUGAUCAACGAUACGUUAGAUGAGAUAUUUGACGAGUCAGGUGACGAGGAAGAAUCUCAGGACAUUGUAAACCAGGUUCUGGAUGAGAUUGGCAUUGAGAUAUCUGGAAAGAUGGUGAGAGCCCCAGCAGCAGGGAAGAAUCUCCCCACUGCCUCUCCUAAACGGAAAACACAGAUCUCUGACGAUGAGAUAGAGAGACAGCUCAGAGCACUGGGAGUGGACUAACACACACACACACACACACACACACACACACACACACACACACACACACACACACACACACACACACACACACACACACACACACACACCAUGGGCUAGGUCUGUGUACUUGCAGGCUGGUGGUCCAUGUGUCGGAGACUGGGAGACUGUGGCUGGUUAUGAAUAUGUAGUGACUAAAUUAUGGAAUAAUAGAAUGUCUUAUUAUGACCCAAACUACAAUCUGCUGAAGGAUGGGAUAUUUAUGUACAUACCGAGAUUUAAUGAUACCGAGAUUUGACUCCGGUGACUUCAAUGUAUACAUGAUAUUUUGGAAGGACCAAUCCUGUGGAAGGAUGAAGUAAUUAUGUUUUUUUGUGCAAUCACAUCUUUAGGUACAGUACUAUAGACGCUGGGGAUGUCAGACUACUGACGAUGUGUCUGUCUAGUACCACUUACAUUAACUCUAGGAACUACUGACGAUGUGUCUGUCUAGUACCACUUACAUUAACUCUAGGAACUACUGACGAUGUGUCUGUCUAGUACCACUUACAUUAACUCUAAGAACUACUGACAAUGCUUGACUUUUUCACUAAUAAACAUUUUGCAUGAGAAUCUAUGGAAUCGGCUUGACCAAACUGCGUAUCCGUUAGGGACAUACAGUUGAAGUCGGAAGUUUACAUACACUUACGUUGGAGUCAUUAAAUCUCGAUUUUCAACCACUUCACAAAUUUCUUGUUAACAAACUAGUUUUGUCAAGUUAGUUAGGACAUCUACUUUGUGUAUGACACAAGUAAUUCUUCCAACAAUUGUUUACAGACAGAUUAUUUCACUUAUAAUUCACUGUAUCACAAUUUCAGUGGGUCAGAAGUUUACAUACACUAAGUUGACUGUGCCUUUAAACAGCUUGGAAAAUUCCAGAAAAUGAUGUCAUGGCUUUAGAAGCUUCUGAUAGGCUAAUUGACAUCAUUUGAGUCAAUUGGAGGGGUACCUGUGGAUGUAUUUCAAGGCCUACCUUUAAACUCAGUGCCUCUUUGCUUGACAUCAUGGGAAAAUCAAAAGAAAUCAGCCAAGACCUCAGAAAAACAAUUGUAGACCUCCACAAGUCUGGUUCAGCCUUGGGAGCAAUUUCCAAACGCCUGAAGGUACCACGUUCAUCUGUACAAACAAUAGUACGCAAGUAUAAACACCAUGGGACCACGCAGCCGUCAUACCGCUCAGGAAGGAGACGCGUUCUGUCUCCUAGAGAUGAAUGUAUUUUGGUGCGAAAAGUGCAAAUCAAUCCCAGAACCACAGCAAAGGACCAUGUGAAGAUACUGGAAGAAACAGGCAAAAAGUAUCUAUAUCCACAGUAAAACGAGUCCUAUAUUGACAUAACCUAAAAGGCCGAUCAGCAAGGAAGAAGCUACUGCUCAAAACCCCCAUUAAAAACUGCACGAGGUCAAAAAUGGUACUUUUUGGAGAAAUGUCCUCUGGUCUGAUGAAACAAAAAUAGAACUGUUUGGCCAUAAUGACCAUCGUUAUGUUUGGAGGAAAAAGGGGGAUGCUUGCAAGCUGAAGAACACCAUCCCAACCGUGAAGCACGGUGGUGGCAGCAUCAUGUUGUGGGGGUGCUUUGCUGCAGGAGGGACUGGUGCACUUCACAAAAUAGAUGGCAUCAUGAUGUAGGAAAAUUACGUGGAUAUAUUGAAGCAACAUCUCAAGACAUCAGUCAGGAAGUUAAAGCUUGGUCGCAAAUGGGUCUGCCAAAUGGACAAUGACCCCAAGCAUACUUCCAAAGUUGUAGCAAAAUGGCUUAAGUACAACAAAGUCAAGGUAUUGGAGUGGCCAUCACAAAGCCCUGACCUCAAUCCAAUAGAAAAAUUGUGGGCAGAACUGAAAAAGCGUGUGCAAACAAGGAGGCCUACAAACCUGACUCAGUUACACGAGCUCUGUCAGGAGGAAUGGGCCAAAAUUCACCAAACGUAUUAUGGGAAGCUUGUGGAAGGCUACCCAAAACGUUUGACCCAAGUUCAACAAUUUAAAGGCAAUGCUACCAAAUACUAAUUGAGUGUAUGUAAACUUCUGACCCACUGGGAAUGUGAUGAAAUAAAUAAAAGCUGAAAUAAAUAAUUCUCUACAAUUAUUUGGACAUUUCACAUUCUUAAAAUAGUGGUGUACUAACUGACCUAAGACAGGGAAUUUUUACUCUGAUUAAAUGUCAGGAAUUGGGAAAAACUGAGUUUAAAUGUAUUUGCCUUAGGUGUAUGUAAACUUCCGACUUCAACUAUAGAUUCAAUUUGACAAAAUAUAAUCUAAUGCGAAUUCAAACUAAUAAUCAUAAACUUGAUAUUUCAAGUAAUGGUUACUUUUAAUUGCUUGUUUUGUACAACUGAGUUGUACUCUAAUUUGAAGAUGUCUGUCUGUGUGUCCUGUCUUUCUGAUGUGGGAUGGAACCAGUAGUAUGUCUGUCUGUCCUCAUCUCUCUCUUUAUCUCGGCUGCUGUGCAGUUACCGUAUCUGUUGUUUAAGCUAUUUGCUUAAACCACACACACUAGAGUGGACAAAUAGUUUGUGAAGAUGACACUAAUGGUUUUGUCUUCCUGUAGUUCUCUCCACCGGGCUGUUGAGCAGGUUAGAAGACAAUGACAUAUUGUGAAAUGGCAGCUAAACAGCAUUUAAUGCAACCGAGAAUGUUCUCUCAUGGUCCUUUGUGGUUUUCGAAUGUCGACUGGUAUAACACUGAAUGCUAAGAUGAUUGUGUUAAUGUUUGUUACUGGAAAGCAUUGAGACUGGUAUAACACUGAAUGCUAAAAUGAUUGUGUUAAUGUUUGUUACUGGAAAGCAUUGAGACUGGUAUAACACUGAAUGCUAAAAUGAUUGUGUUAAUGCUUGUUACUGGAAAGAAUUGACACUGGUAUACUGUCUUUUACAUUACUUUCCAUCUUGAUUUGUGGUGCAAUUUUCCAAACAGGAAAUGUAAAUCAAUGAAGGUUGAUUUACCUAAUGUAUGUAUGUAUGUAUCCUCUGUGUUUGUACAGUUCUACUGUUCUACUGUUUAGGCUUGAUGAUGGCUUUUAUAAUGAAUAAAAUCGCUUCAUGUACUA
Molecule: messenger RNA, 3835 nt
Organism: Salvelinus fontinalis (brook trout)
Lineage: Eukaryota; Metazoa; Chordata; Actinopteri; Salmoniformes; Salmonidae
Gene: chmp2ba
Product: charged multivesicular body protein 2Ba
Exons: 6
Coding region: 130-774 (214 amino acids)
Biological process (GO): endosome transport via multivesicular body sorting pathway; late endosome to vacuole transport; protein transport
Cellular component (GO): ESCRT III complex; multivesicular body
Source: RefSeq, a predicted model, not a curated record